AUGCCCACUGGCAGGGACAAUGACUUCCCUUCCUUUUCUGAUGAUAAUGCAUCCAUUCUCGUCAAUCAGAUGGCUCAAUAUGCACUGAACUUGACUGUGGAUUCUCUCGGAAACCAUUCUAUAACCCGACAUGGAAAGGGAUGCACACGCGAAACUCUGCAUGUGCGGCGAGACUGGAACGUCUUUACAAAGCCAGAGAAGAGAAAUUUCAUCAAAGCUGUGCUUUGCUUGCAGAAACUUCCGGCGAAGACGCCAUCGCAUCUUGCGGCAGGGGCAAAGAGUCGAUUCGACGACUUUUUGGCAACUCAUAUAAAUCAAACCUGGUGGAUUCAUCGUACAGGAUCAUUUUUCGCGUGGCAUCGGUAUUUUAUUUACCAGUAUGAGCAAGUUCUCCGCAAUGAGUGCGGCUAUAAUGGCAGUUAUCCAUAUUGGAACUGGCCUGCAGAUACUGAUGACUUGGAAAAGUCACAGUUGUUUGACGGCAGUGAUACAUCCCUCUCCGGAAAUGGAGUAUUCAUUCCCAACCAGAAAAAUCUCGAAGUAACACUCCCAACAGCUGACUACCCAGCAAUCGAGCUACCACCAGGUAGUGGAGGAGGCUGUGUAACUAGUGGUCCCUUCGUCAACUUCACAGUUAAUAUGGGCCCGUCUUUCCUUUACCAGCCUGGAGGGAAUAUAAGUAGACAGUCGAAUCCCCUCGACUAUAACCCACGCUGCUUAACGCGCUCUCUUACAACAUCAAUCCUGAAAGAAAAUAACAACUACGAUGAACUUGCUGAGACUCUGACAGAGCAUGAUGAUAUCUGGGAUUUCGAAACUCAUGUAUGGGGCACAGCUGGCGACGCCGCUUUAGGUCUUCAUGGCGGUGGUCACUUUGCCAUGGGUGGUGAUCCUGGCCGCGAUUCAGAUGCUAGUGCUGGAGAUCCAGCGUUCUAUCUUCAUCAUGGCAUGAUUGAUCGUGUGUGGUGGAUCUGGCAAAACCAAGAUUUGGAGAAAAGACAGUAUGCUAUCGCUGGUACGAACACAUUUCUUGAUCAUCCCGCUUCUCCAAAUACAACGCUUGACACUGUUCUUCAUGUUGGGUAUGCUAGCGGUAAUGAGAAAGGUGCUUCCAUAAGUAUGAGAGAUGUUAUGAGUACGACGGCUGGACCAUUUUGUUACGUUUAUGCUUGA
Molecule: messenger RNA, 1173 nt
Organism: Penicillium taxi
Lineage: Eukaryota; Fungi; Ascomycota; Eurotiomycetes; Eurotiales; Aspergillaceae
Product: tyrosinase family protein
Exons: 3
Coding region: 1-1173 (390 amino acids)
Molecular function (GO): oxidoreductase activity
Source: RefSeq, a predicted model, not a curated record